GAAGGAAAGGCUCCGACGCUGGCCCAGCCCGCGCAUUUUCAAAGCGGUUGCUAGGACAACAGGCAAGGUCUCUCUCUCCCUCUUGGCCUCCGGCAGCAAAGGAGGCUGAGCCCCCAGUUGGGGAAGGAGGCAGAAAGGCCUCCAAUGGGGCUGAGGAAGGGGGAGCUUGCCAGGGGCAAGAAGAGGGGCCUGCUUUCUCCCCCCAAAACCAAACCCUGCAGGGACUGAACUCAGGAAAGGAGCCUCAGGGACUCCCUUUGGAAGGCCAGGCCUAGCAGUUAGGGCCUUUGUCGGGCCUCCCAAGGGAGGGCAGAGGCAACAGCCACAACCAGAAACUUCUGAAAGGGGAAGGGAGCCAGCUAAGAAAGUCGGUUAUUCUCCGGAAGAUAUUUAAAAGCCAGGAGGGCUCUGCAGGGUUGGCAAUGCCAGCCAAGGGCCGGGUUGGUCGAGGGGAGGCUUUGGGAGCGGAAAUUGAGCGGGCGAUCGAGACCAUUCAGCAGGGUGGCACCCCAGAUCCAGAGUCAGGCGAACCCCGUAAUCUGGGUCGGUUAGGAAUGGUGGCCGAGGGACGGCCCAGGCGUGACAAGUGACUCUGUGGAGUCCUGAGUCUGCAUUUGUGGCAGUUCGUCGGAGGGAAUUUCUUGGCAGGGAAAAAGAGGCAGCCUCUUUUUGUUUGGGGGGCCAUCCUGACUUAGCAGGAAGCCUCCUUGGUGGCACUCUGUCUCCUUAGUUGUUAGUCCCCUUGGUAGGACUUGAAGUGCCUAGAGGUGUUUCUAGCUAAGACUGGGGCAACAAGUGGAAGACACAAGCUUGUACCCAUAGGAGGUCUUCGCUGUACUUGGCCACCCAAGUUGGCAUGGGCUUGCUAGUUUGGGGUUUACCAGUGAGUUCCGCGUUGUCAGCAAGACAGCAGUGGUGCUGUCUUUCUGUCUUUUUAAGCCUGCAUUUAAGCUGCCUUGGGGUUGAGGAAGGUGACUGGUUGCAGGAAGAGAUUCUAAGGAAUAGCAUAGGAGUGGGUGCCCAGGCUGUGGCUGCCUUGCAAGAGUGGUUUGCAUAGCAAAAGUGUUGGCCUGGUGAGACAAGCAAGAUGCCGCUGAAUCCCAAAGUGGACCCGAGGUACUUUGUCUUGAUCAGGCCCCUGCCCAUCCCCUCCCAGAAAGGCCAGAAGGUGCAAGCUCGAAGCAGCACCAACUACAACUGCUGGGAUGUCACGAGAGAGCAUGUCUUCCGGGAAAAUUACCACCGGAGGAUCAAACAACUCACGCAGCAGGGCUACUUUAGUCCCACUUGGAAACCCUACCAGGACUUCGCAGACCCUCUUUACCUUGAUCCAAAGAAACUCACCCUCUAUGGUCUGGGGCAGCUCCCUACGGAAUUCCUGAGAGAGGAGAUCCCCCACACUGAAGCCAUCGAGCACGAGGAACCUGCUAAGCUUAAGAAGCCAACACCAACAGAAAAGGAACCUGAAAAGAAAGUUGUGACAUUUAGACACUUAGAAAAGGACCUGAGGAGCCUCCAUAGAGACCUUUCACACACACGGCAUUUGAUUAACUCCGUCAAGAUGGGCCGCGGAUAUUUCCAUACCCUUCGCAGAGAAGCCACGGAGAGAAAGAACGCAAUCCUGCUAGAACAGCAGAAAGAAGAGGAGAGGUUGAAAACAGAGUUCCAGCCCCCCAGCUAUCCAUCGUCCUCGUCCUCGGACGAAAGCGCAUCCGAUGAGGAACCCACUGAUAUCCUUUUAACAGAAAGUCUCUUUCUGAGAGAAACUGAGAAGAAGAAGAAGAAAAAGAAGAAGAAGAUCAUCCACCCUUUCGUCCCGGUCCAUCACAGCCUUCUGGCAGAAAAGCAUCCAGAUGCACAUUUCCAUUCCAUAUUUCGGCAGCUGUGUGUGCUCAACUGGCUCUUGGAAGCUUUGACACUGGAUCCCAGCAGUAGUAUGAGGCCCCUGAUCACGUGCUGGAGCCCCAAGAACUACGGUGGCGGGAAAAGGUCCUUGAGAGUGAUCAAUAAAGAAAAGGCAGUGCAGAGUCGAUGGGAGCACUUUCUCGUACACUCAAAGGGCAGAAGGUAUACCCAGCGGCCCCCUUUCCGCUUCCAGACGGUCAAGAAAAUGCCCAAGAAGGCCUCGGCCCUAAGUGUGUCCAAGAUGAGUGGCCUGUCCUCUCCCCACAGCAAGACAACACUGACCAGCACAAGCUCUCUGACCCCCGCCUCAGAUGAGGUGGCCCAUCCGGCAUCGGACAGUGCCAAGGACGGGGACGAGAUGGAGUCCUGUUUCAGCAAGCAAACCAAGGAGGAGGAAGAGCCCAUGAGCUACUACCUGCAGACGUUGCUUCAGAUGAUACAUGAAGAUGUGGCCAAGAAUUUUAGCAAAGAAAAUUUGCUUUGGAACGCCAAUCUGCCCUAUUCGCACACUGUUUCCGCCCGGUCCAAUCCAGAAAGCGACGCAUCCGGCGGGCAAAGGGCCAAAAGCUCAGUUUCGUCUUCCAAGGAUGACAAACCCAGCACAGGAACGGUGAGAAUAGGGCUCCCAACGGAGCAGAGACCAAAGAGCACCCUGGCCGUGACCUUGAGAGAAGACAAAACCAUGCUGGCAACAUACAGGGUUGAAGACAGCUCCGAGCAGAUAAAUAAACCUCGAAGCGGCUCCUUCAUUCGGAGGAAGGAGGAAUUGUGCAACGAGAUGAAGGAACACUUUUGCGAUGUGGCUCAGGAAUCGGCCUUCAGGCUGCACGACCAGUUGGACAUCUUGGAGAAGAGGCGAGAGGAAAAGAGCACCCACAAAUUCCUGUGCCUGAGCCGUGUCACCAAGUUUCAAAAAGAUCUCGAGAGAAUGAGACAGGCAACCGUGAGGAAGCAACCAGAACAAGACGCAGAGACAGAGAACUGGUUUUCCACUUUGCUGGCCAAGAUCCCAGAUGACGUCAGGAGAGAGUAUGCUACCCAGAAAGUCCUGAGGAAGCUGGAACGGUUUGCUAGGAAUCCAGACCUGCGCAUCCGACCCCUCACCUUUCUGAAGGUGUUAGGAGAGCUUCGAAUUUGGGAAAUUUGCUCUCCAGAUGUCUGUGCUGCUGUGGAGUUUCUGCGUGAAUAUAUUGUGGAGAUGCCGGAGGAACAUUACAGAAGGUGGUUGCACUCUCGAGUUACAAUCCCAAAAAGAGCACACAGUGCCCCACCGCUGUGCUAAACAGCCACAAGGUCCAACUCCAGAGACCAAGGAAGACCUGCUAUGCUCUCGGCCAAGAGCUGGAGCAGACACUGAGGGCGCAUCCUCAGAAAGGAACGGUUAGCCCUGAAUGAGGCGGGCAAGACUUGAAGGGCAAUGCCCAAGCACUACCUCAGAGGGCCCCCCCAAUGCUCAUUCUCCAAUGUUCUUCCAACAUUGCAUCACAGAUGCAAAGUCAGAACAAGAGAAUUGAACAGCCCAAGUCAUUUUAAUGUUCCAGUCCUGUUUUGUGUUUUAGAUGUUCAAUUUAAUGUGUGUGUUGUGAAAGGGUGGGGAUAGUGCAAGCACCCAGUUAAGCGGCCUGGUAGAUCCUUGAAAGUGAUCAGCACCAGCCGGGGAAAGAGUCAGUCUUAGGUUUCUGGCCAUUUCCUGCAUUUGCAUGUUAUAUUCAUUUCUGGUUUUAAACUGUGUAAGCGUUUUGGUUUAGUAAAAACUGCAACUUGAA
Messenger RNA from Sceloporus undulatus (fence lizard), 3671 nucleotides. RefSeq names its product coiled-coil domain containing 60 (gene CCDC60). The record is from RefSeq and is a predicted model, not a curated record. NCBI's taxonomy places the organism in Eukaryota, Metazoa, Chordata, Lepidosauria, Squamata, Phrynosomatidae. Bases 1088 to 3187 code for a protein of 699 amino acids. The transcript has 16 exons.